AUGGUAGGGGCUACAUUUGGCCUAUCUCAGGAAAAAGUGACAUGUAACAGACAUCCCAAAAGUGAAUUAUCCCAGUUCUGUAUCCAGUGUGAGGUUCCCUUGUGUGAGAUAUGUGUCACUUCUACUGAUCAUAGAAGACAUGAUAUUAGAGAUGUAGAGAUGCUGCUCAAUGAAAUUCACAAGAGAAAAGAUGGAGAUGCAGUUCUGAUGUGCCUUCUACUUUGUCAUUUAUACAAAAUAAAUCUGAAUGAAGAACAAUGGAUGAAGACGUAUAAUGCUGUUGCUAAAGUUUUCAAGUUCAAGAAGAUUAAAAAGGAAUCCAGUCUUGGGAAUUUGAAUGAAUACAGACCAAUACUGGAACAGAAACGUUUUGAAAUUAUGUUUUCUAGUGAAUUCUUCAAACACACCAGUUUCCUUCGAUUUGCAAAAGAUCCAAAAUUUGUAGAUAUAUUUCUGACUUUGGCAGAAAAAGAAAACGUAGCUGAGUACUGUAGAUCCUGGGCUUAUCCAAAGAAAGAAAACGAAGUCUUUUGCUGGUUAUUGCCAAAACAAACAGAACAGUUAAUAGAAAAACUUGGAGAGGAUAUUUUUACUCACCCAACAUGGCAGGACACAUCGAUUUAUGAAGCUGUAUUUAGCAACCUUGGCAUUCCACUCCAGGUCAUAAUGAGGGGAGACAAUUCAGUGAAGGUUUUCAUUGAAAAUUUAAAGAAAGGGGAGACGACGAUGUAUCACACAUCUGGGAUGAUUGUAGGAUGUGCGAGUAGUGGAAAAACAACAUUGUUAGAGAGAUUAAAGGGAAUAAGUGUGAAAAAGAUUAAGAAAAAUACCAAAUCAACAAGAGGAAUAAAUCUUCACUCUGACAUUUUUGAUGUAGCAGACACAAUCAAAGUUGAGUCGUCAAAUCGAAAACAGCACUUCAAUGUUAAAAUUGAUAAAACAACACAACACCAGAAUGUUCCAAAACAGCCUGUAAAACUAAUUGAUGACAGGAAAGCUCAAGAUAUUGAUAACAAAGACACUGGUAGCAGAGCAGUUUAUGAUAAACAAAUGUCACGCGACAGCAUUAGGGUAGAAACGGAUUCAUUAAAUAGAAAUGAAGCUACUGCAUUUUCUGAAAAAGAAAAGGAGAGAGUAGUUGAAGAACACGAAAAUGUUGAGGGAUUAGAAAGUUUGGGAAUUUUACCAGUUCUAAAAGAUGAUUCUCUUGACCCUGGAAAAAGAAUCACCAUUGUCGACUUUGCUGGUCAAUGUGCAUAUUAUGCCUCACACCAGAUUUUUCUGAGUCCACGAGCAUUCUUCAUUCUUGUGCUCAAUAUGGAGAAAAAGUUUGAUGACAAGGUUGGCGAAGAAGUGUGUAGCCAGGAAGGCUCCAUUUACAGGGGAUGGACACACAGAGAUUAUCUAACCUUCUGGGCAAAGUCCAUUCAUCAAUACAGCAGUGUAAGGGCUCCCGUUUUACUGGUCGCUACUCACUCUGAAAAAAAGACAAAGAAGGAGAAAGAAGAGUUCUUCCGCGAGGUGUGGAAGACUCUGGACACGAAAGACAAGUCGUUACAAAGGCAUCUUGACAAUGCAAGGAUGUUUACAGUAGGAUUCCAUGACAAUAAAUGUAUUGAAAAAAUCAAACUUUCAAUUGCUGAUGUUGUUCAGAAGCUUGAUCACUGGGGAGAAAGGCUUCCGCAAUCAUGGGCUAUGUUUGAAAACUUUUUCCAGGAGAAGAAAAACCUUAAAGUAGUCAAUAAAGGGACACUUUUGGCUUUCAAUGAAGCUUUGCCACAAGACUUAAAAUUGGAAACAGUAGAAGAUAUUAAUAUCAUGUUGCAGUUUUUCCAUGAUAUCAAAGAAAUUUUGUAUUUUAACCAAGAAUUCCUCAGAGAAAUAAUUAUUCUUGAUGUUCAGUGGUUUGCAGAUGCAUUCAAAAAUGUUAUCACUGACAAAAACCAUGCAGAGGAAGACUUAUUUCAGUUUGCAAAAGAAUGGGAUAAAUUCAAUGAAACUGGAGAACUGAAUGACACACUGUUGUCUGCAAUAUGGAAAAUGUACAAUAAUGGAUACCUUGAACACAAAGAAGAUAUCAUGCUCUAUAUGGAGAGGCUAGGGCUCAUGGCUAAACUGGAUGACAAAAAAUGGUAUGUUCCCUGUAUGAACAAGAGACCAUUUCCUGCGGAAUGCUUUUCAUCAUACCCUGCCUCGUCCAUUCUUUGUUUCGUGUUUGAUGUUCUUCCUGCUGGUAUUUUUCAGCGCCUUGUAGCAAGUUGCAUCCAAAUACCAUGGAAGCUCAAUUCAAAUCGUGAUCAACAAUGCAUUUACCAGACAGCUGCUGUGUUUCUGUUUGAGAACCAUAACAUUCUACUUGGUAUGACACCAACAGAAGUUCAGUUACAAGUGUUUGUAAUUGAAGGAGAAAUCGAUAAAUCAACAUGUCAACAAAUAAAGAGGAAAAUCGACGAUAUACUUAACGUUCUUUCCGAAACAUUCCAUACAGACUCUAAAUUCAUUCUUGCUUUCAAAUGCAAAACUACAGGAUUUUGUGAUAGCCAAGAAAGUUCUGUGAUCAGCGAAUCAGAAUUUACAAAACCAACCUUUCAGUGUCCUUCCUGUCCAAUAGAGAGAAAGCACAUCAUCAACUCAAAGAAUGUCAUGAAAUAUUGGAUACAGGUGCAGGACAAUGAAGCUGAACCUACUGAAGCUAAAGGUAUGUGUAAAGGUUCACCGCCAGGGAGUUCUGGAACCAGUGAGUCACAUACCAAAGAUAAUUUUGCCAAGAUUCUAAAGUUGUUGCACAUUGGGACUGACGCAGUAAGGAUCUGCUUUGAUAAAUUCCUCCCUAAAAAGAAUUUGGAAAAGACUCUGAAAGAAAAUGAACCAGACAUGAGAAGAGGACAGUUCCGAUUUCAACAACCUCAACUAGAGAUUCUCUUCCCUACGCAAGGUGGAUCCAAAACCAGUGUAUCAUCUUUAUCUAUGGACGUUACAAUCAUGUAUAAAUUGUUGCGGAAUUUCUCUGACAUUGGUCCUCCUGGGAAUGGAUGGGGAAAGGAACCUAAAAUAGUUGACAUCAAAGAGGGUGAUGACAUAGAGAGGAUUCGUUUAUAUAGAAAUAGAUACAGCCAUGAUCCAGGAAGUAGCCCUGUAAUGAGUGAUGAUGUUUUUAAAAUUAUUUGGGAUGAUCUUUCUAAGGCCAUACUAAGACUUAGUGGUGAUGUUUUGAAGAGAAGAAUAAAUGAAAUUGAACUGAGUGGAUAUUGGAAUUCGAUAAUAUAAACGUGACAGCAACGAACAUUUCUGUAGGAAAAAAAGAAGAGGACCUGAUGUCUUCAUGAUGAUUUUAAAUCACAUCCAUUGUGAAAAUUUAAACAAUAAAAUGCUUUCUUUGGUUGAAAGU
Saccostrea echinata is the source of this 3388-nucleotide messenger RNA. RefSeq lists its product as uncharacterized. The coding region runs from base 1 to 3267 and encodes 1088 amino acids. Lineage: Eukaryota; Metazoa; Mollusca; Bivalvia; Ostreida; Ostreidae. The transcript has 11 exons. Gene Ontology annotation, molecular function: zinc ion binding. The record is from RefSeq and is a predicted model, not a curated record.